Lactuca virosa is the source of this 1664-nucleotide messenger RNA. NCBI's taxonomy places the organism in Eukaryota, Viridiplantae, Streptophyta, Magnoliopsida, Asterales, Asteraceae. The record is from the annotation of a GenBank genome assembly.
UGUAAAUCAGCGAAAAUUUCGAAUCCUUUCACUACUCUCUCAACCAAUCUCUCUGUGCAUGAGCAUGAUGAUGAUGGCGUUGCUUCGAUCCUGUAAAUCAUCAAAAGGUUACAUUUCCAUUUCUAGGGGUUUGUUUUACUCGACUGAAACAAGCAUCAUCCAGGAAAAGCCAAUUCCUAAGAAGAAUGACAAUCUGUACAGGAGGAUUUCACCCGUCGGGGAUCCUAACGCUUCGAUGAUACCGAUACUCGAACAGUGGGAAAAAGAAGGUAAAUCCGUCAAAAUCGAGCAGCUCAUUGUCAUAAUCAAAAGCCUCCGGAAGUUCAAUCGAUACACCCACGCUCUCCAGCUUUCAGAAUGGAUGUCCAAAAAAAGGACGAAACUUCACCCAGCAGGUUUUGCAGUUCACUUGGAUCUACUAUCAAGAGUCGAAGGCGUAGAACAAGCUGAAAACUAUUUCAAUACCAUUCCAGACGAAGUAAAGAAUUUCCAAGUCUAUGGCGCCCUUCUAAACUGCUACUCCAGUACAAAAUCACUAGAAAAAGCAGAAUCCCUCUCAGAAAAGAUGAAGCAAAUGGGAAUGAUGACAACACUUUCUUACAACUCAAUGCUUAAUCUCUACAAAAAAACCGGAGACAUCAAAAAGCUAGAUGAAACCUAUCAAGAAAUGCUAGAAACAGGUAUUUCAUGUGAUAAACCAACUUUCUACAUCCGAUUAAGUGCAUACGCUUCUCUCCCCAACAUUGAAGCAAUGGAAAAAGUUCUUAAAAGAAUGGAAGAAAUCUCUACACUUACAGUUGACUGGAACGCCUACAUCAUCAUCUCAGGUGGGUAUUUAAAAUCCGGUAAACCGGAAAAAUCCUAUGAAAUGUUACAGAAAUCAGAAGGGUAUAUCCGUGGGAAUUCCAAAGGGGCAGCUUGGGAAAUUCUUAUUCGAAUGUACGCUUCUCUAGGUAAAAAAGAUGAUGUGUAUAGAAUAUGGAAUUUAUACAAAUCCUCAUGGAGUAAAGUAUACAAUCGAGGCUAUUCAUCUGUGAUUUAUGCAUUAGUGAAAUUGGAUGACAUUGAUGGAGCUGAGAAGAUGUUGACCGAAUGGGAAGCUCAAAACUUGUCUUUUGACUUUAGGAUACCGAAUAUGGUUAUUGGUGGGUAUUGUAAGAAGGGUAUUUUGGGGAAAGCGGAAAAGUAUGUUGAGCGGGUUGUGGGGAUGGGGAAGAUGGCUCCGGCGAGCACGUGGGGGUUGUUUGUGGCGGCGUAUGUUAGGGAGGGUGAGAUGGAGAAGGCGGUGGAGGUGUUGAGAAAGUGUGUGGUGGCUGAGGAUAAAAGGGGGUGUAGAUUGGAUCAAGAUGUGUUUGAAAAAUGUGUGGAGUAUUUGAAAGGGAAAGGGGAAUUGGAAUUGGUGGGAGAGAUUGAGAGGAGUUUUGAAGGUAGGAUUCGUGUUCCAAGGAUUUCGGAUGGGGAUGAAGGAUUGGAAUCGCAGGAUUUUGAUGAAAUUGAAGAGAGUAAUCGGUGAUGGAAUUGAAUUCCGAUUCCAUGGUGAUAAAUGUAAUAAUGAUUAGGGUAUGGUUGGGUUUUAACUUUUUAGAUUUUAAGAAUCGAAUUAAAGAAAAAGUUUUGUUCGGAUGAAUGAGCUUGAAUGUAAGGAAUUAAAUUCAAAAGCCACC